Molecule: messenger RNA, 1107 nt
Organism: Amphibalanus amphitrite
Lineage: Eukaryota; Metazoa; Arthropoda; Thecostraca; Balanomorpha; Balanidae
Product: high mobility group protein DSP1-like
Exons: 4
Coding region: 159-737 (192 amino acids)
Biological process (GO): regulation of transcription by RNA polymerase II
Molecular function (GO): DNA binding, bending
Source: RefSeq, a predicted model, not a curated record
CGCUGGCGGGGCAUUUGAAGAUCGACCAAUCAGGAGCCGAGUAUUGGCCCGUUGGCUUUCCACGCAGCGUAUGCCCGGCUGUUGUGCGGCGGAGGCUCCAUAGGGUUGCGUGUUAAUUUUACUGCGGAGAAAGGCAUCAGUUCAGAACAUCUGCAAGGAUGCCUCGCGCGAAGGCCGACAAGCCGCGUGGACGCAUGUCGUCCUACGCGUACUUCGUGCAGACCUGCCGGGAGGAGCACCGCAAGAAGCACCCUAAUGAAGCUAUUGCUUUCGCGGCGUUCUCCAAGAAGUGCUCUGAACGCUGGAAGGUGAUGAGCGACAAGGAGAAGAAGCGCUUUGUGGACAUGGCCGACAAGGACAAGUCUCGCUACGAGGCAGAGAUGAAGACCUACGUCCCUCCCCCUGGCGGUGGCAAGAAGGGCAAGGGCAAGCGCAGGCCCAAGGACCCGAACGCUCCCAAGCGUGCCCUCUCGGCUUUCUUCUGGUUCUGCAACGACGAGCGGCCGGCGCUGAGGGCGGCGAAUCCCGACUCGACGGUCGGCGACAUCGCCAAAUCCCUGGGCAAGAAGUGGGCUGAGGUGGACGAGUCCGUGAAGGCCAAAUACGAAGCCAUGGCUGACAAGGACAAGGCGCGGUACGCCCGGGAGAUGGCUGCGUACAAGAGUGGUCUUGCCAGCAACGCUGCGGAAGAUGAAGAGGAAGACGACGAUGACGACGAUGAGGAGGACGACGAGUAAAGCGGAGUGCGCGACGUGCUCCUGCGUGUGCGCCUCUGGUGCACGCGUGCGUGUACAAACACUAAGACAGUUGUUCUGGAGGGUAGUGGGUCGGUACAGUGAUCAACUGAAGACUGGAGGGGGCGGGAGGGGUGACAGCACCGUCAUCAUCGCCGUCCGUCCACCCGGAACGGCCGGCCCAUCGAUCGGGCCUAUUUAUUUAGCGAGACCGCCUUCAUCUGCGCCGUCCGCCACAGCGCGACAAGGGACGCUCAUCGCGCUAAUAAAGCAGUCUUAUUGCGGCUGCUCAUCAUCACAUUUUAUCAUCAGUUAGUUUUGACAUGCAUAGCUAGUUUCGCCGGUUCUCAUCAAAAUAAACAUCCAAAAAACG